Messenger RNA from Scleropages formosus (Asian bonytongue), 1687 nucleotides. RefSeq names its product 5-hydroxytryptamine receptor 7-like. The transcript has 2 exons. The record is from RefSeq and is a predicted model, not a curated record. The coding region runs from base 1 to 1257 and encodes 418 amino acids. NCBI's taxonomy places the organism in Eukaryota, Metazoa, Chordata, Actinopteri, Osteoglossiformes, Osteoglossidae. Gene Ontology annotation, molecular function: G protein-coupled serotonin receptor activity. Gene Ontology annotation, biological process: vasoconstriction; smooth muscle contraction; positive regulation of MAPK cascade. Gene Ontology annotation, cellular component: plasma membrane.
AUGAUCCACAGCGACCCAGAAGUGCGGCUCAACAACCAGGCACUGCGUUCGGACACGUGGCCGGCUCUGGUGCCGUCCGCCGCCAGCGCUCGGGAGCCUCCGACCCCGGAGAGGCUCCUCGGAAACGGGACCAAUUCCACCGACUGCGGGGAGGACAUCCUCCUGUACGGCGACGUGGAGAAGGUCAUCAUCGGCAUCGUUCUGUCUGUAAUAACGCUGACCACGAUCGGAGGGAACUCUCUGGUCAUCAUCUCCGUGUGCAUCGUCAAGAAGCUCCGGCAGCCUUCCAACUACCUGGUGGUGUCGCUGGCGGCGGCCGACCUCUCGGUGGCCCUGGCCGUGAUGCCCUUCGUCAUCAUCACGGACCUCGUGGGGGGCGAGUGGCUCUUCGGCAAGGUCUUCUGCAACGUCUUCAUCGCCAUGGACGUGAUGUGCUGCACGGCAUCGAUCAUGAACCUCUGUCUCAUCAGCGUGGACAGGUACCUGGGCAUCACACGGCCCCUGACCUAUCCGGUUCGGCAAAACGGCAAACUCAUGGCCCAAAUGGUCUUCACCGUGUGGCUGCUUUCAGCCUCAAUCACGCUGCCGCCACUCUUCGGCUGGGCCACCAACGUUACCGUGGACAGGGUGUGUCUCAUCAGCCAGGAUCUGGGCUACACCGUCUACUCCACCGCCGUGGCCUUCUACAUUCCCACGGCCGUCAUGCUCAUCAUGUACUACCGCAUCUACCGGGCCGCCCAGGUGAGCGCCGCUCGCCACAAGAACAUGAGCUUCCCCCGGCAAUCGGCCCAGUUGGGGGUCUAUGGCGACGGGCAACCGGAGCAAUGGCCCGAACGCCGGCCGUCACGUCGAGACCGCAUCAUGGAGGAGCUGGCCACCCUCUCCCGCAAGCUGCGGCCUGACCGUCGGAACAUCUCCGUGUUCAAGCAGGAGCAGAAGGCGGCUCGCACCCUGGGCAUGAUCGUGGGAGCCUUCACCUUCUGCUGGCUGCCCUUCUUUGUGCUGUCGGCUGCCCGGCCCUUCAUCUGCGGGGUUACGUGCAGCUGCAUGCCCCUACGCUUGGAGCGCACGUUGCUCUGGCUCGGAUACACCAACUCGCUGCUCAACCCACUCAUCUACGCCUUCUUCAACCGCGACCUGAGGACUACAUUCUGGAACCUGCUUCGGUGCCGCUACCGCAACAUCAACCGCAGACUGUCUGCCGCGGGCAUGCAUGAGGCCCUCAAGGCCAAGGAGCGACUCGACCACAUCCUGUAACGGUUGCCAUCAUUCAGUACGAAACGCCUCGCGCCACUUCUCUUUACACUUUGACCGUGUACCUACAAAAGUUCUUAACAUUGAACUGAUUGACAGAUCUCACUAUGAUGUUACAAAGUGAUUUUUUUUUAAAUAAAUAUCUGCUUGUUUGUAAUUACAGUUAAAAUCAGUGAAAUUACUGUUUAACAGUAAUAGAAAAAGGGUUUCUGUGGCGUUACUGGGAUGCUGCACAGAUGCUGCUUGAAAGUAUGUGAACCCUUGUGUCCCUAAGUCUUACCACAAAAUAGUUCUUAAAUAAUAAUAGGUGUGUAAUGACCAAUUCCAUAAUGAUACUUUAGAGGAAAUAAGGUGUGCAGGAGAUAUACGCGAGUAGUGCAGGUAUAAAAAUAAGUGAAUCCAAGUUGUAUUAGUUAAACCCAGUAGAUAAGAA